Messenger RNA from Aureobasidium melanogenum CBS 110374, 1161 nucleotides. RefSeq lists its product as uncharacterized. The record is from RefSeq and is a predicted model, not a curated record. The transcript has 2 exons. The coding region runs from base 1 to 1161 and encodes 386 amino acids. Lineage: Eukaryota; Fungi; Ascomycota; Dothideomycetes; Dothideales; Saccotheciaceae.
AUGCCACGCUCAAAGUCGCCCGUCCUCCCGAUCUCCCUCUUCGACAUCUUCCUCGGCUCUGGACGCGUCAUCCGCAGACCAACUGGCCCACCAGGAGUUCCCGGCAAGACCGAACUCGUUCGAGUGCGCAGACGCGUCAGUGGUCAGAAGACCAGCGGCGAAGAGCCCAAGGCAGCCAGCGCCAAAGAAAGCAACAAGGAGAACGCUCCUUCUGGUUCCAAGCACAGCAACACCAAGAAAGAAGACGCCAAAUCCAGCGACAAGAAAGACGACAACAAGUCUACCAGCAAGAAAGAAGACAAAAAGUCCGAUUCCAAGCCAUCCAACGAUAAAGCCGCGGAUGCAAAGAAAGUCACCGACAAGCACAAGACCAACGGCAAUAAACCUCAAGCUGCUGCUCAGAAACCUUCGGAGCCUGUCUUCACUGCAGAAGAAGACGCAAAGCUACUACUCAUGAAGACCGAAGGCAAACCUUGGGCAGAGAUUGCUGCAGCUAUCGGCAAGACCAAGAAACAGACCACUAGACGCUUCGGCGAGAUCAAACCUGAUGACUGGCAACAACAGAAGGGCCAGCACGGUAUCGACAAAGCUGGGGUUGUUGAUGAGAAGAACAAUAAGGCCGCAGAAAAGCAAGUUGCCAAGAUGGACAAGAAGAACAACAAGGUUGAGGAACUCAAGAGCAAAUCGAACGCUAUUGAGAACACGAGACUCGAGAAGACUCCGUCAGCUGCAAUUCUCCUGGGCGGCAAGCUCAACCAUCAACAUGCCCACGCUCAUCGUCACGAAGUCCGCGUAGACCACCAUCACCACCUGCACGAUGCUCAACCUCACCGCACCCACCACGACACCCGUCACACCCGCCACGACUCAGCCCACGUCCCCCACCGCUCUCGCAGCCGCAACCGCCCACACAAAUCCCACCAACGUGCUGCAGCCUCCGUCACCCCAUCCUCACGCACAGCCUACACAAUCAAAACCAUGCCUUCGCUUGCCGAAGAUGACCUCUUCUCCUUUGGCGAACUCCAAGCCCUGUCUGAAUUGAUCGGCAAGGACAUGGAGGGAAUGUGGCAUCGUGUCAGUGCUGCUUUCUUUGGCAUGACUGGAAGAAGAAUCGCUGCUGAGGAUAUCAGGGAAAAGUUUGCCGAUUUGGAAGUCGAGUAG